AUGAAAUUAACAGUGGAAAACAAUGAUGCGCAAGAAGGAGAGCAGCUCUCAGAGCAAUUGGAAUCUGAGCUUAAUCCUGAGUCAAGCUCCUCAACAACAGCAUGUUGGUCUUCUUGCGGAACUGAACCGGGCGAAGCGAGAUGCAGCGGACAAGGAGAAAACUUCAAAGGGGACAAACGGUCCGUUGAAUAUUCCUUCACGGUUGCCGCUUGCUCUAUUUCAGCUAUGCAACACCCAACAACAGGCUGCUCCGAGACAGAGAGACGUUUCCUCUGCACAAUGCUGAGUUCAAAAAACAAAGAAUGCACUGCUGAACUAGUUAAAAAGCUGAAGCCGGGGCAACAAUGCUACACGAAAUGCGGGGACCCUCAUUGCCCCGAAGGUGAUUUCAAUGAACCCAGUCCGACCGAAGACUACAAGUAUCUGGAUUGCGAGGGAGGAGCUUAUAGGACCCGCUGCGCUGUGCGGAAGCAUGAACAAACAAUCGAAUUCAACCCAGUUGCUGUUCCUAUGACUGUCCCAGUGGAAUAA
Cyclospora cayetanensis is the source of this 531-nucleotide messenger RNA. RefSeq lists its product as uncharacterized. NCBI's taxonomy places the organism in Eukaryota, Apicomplexa, Conoidasida, Eucoccidiorida, Eimeriidae. The record is from RefSeq and is a predicted model, not a curated record. The transcript has 5 exons. Bases 1 to 531 code for a protein of 176 amino acids.